This is a messenger RNA of Rhineura floridana, 4207 nucleotides long. RefSeq names its product polyhomeotic homolog 2 (gene PHC2). Gene Ontology annotation, cellular component: PRC1 complex; nucleus. NCBI's taxonomy places the organism in Eukaryota, Metazoa, Chordata, Lepidosauria, Squamata, Rhineuridae. The record is from RefSeq and is a predicted model, not a curated record. Gene Ontology annotation, molecular function: protein binding; zinc ion binding. The transcript is spliced from 15 exons. Bases 190 to 2856 code for a protein of 888 amino acids.
UCUCUUCUCCUCCUCCACCCCCCCUGCGCGCGCCAGCAGCAAAAGCGAGAGCCAGACAGCGCGCGCGGGGCAGGCUGAAUGGUCGCCGCGCAUGUUCGUGGAGGCCAGCUGUAGCCGGCCUGCCAGGAUCAUCACCCAUCCCGCCAUCUUGGCCUUUGUCCUUCUUUUGGGGCCUGUUUGGUGCCCUGGAUGGUUACCAUGGAGAACGAGCAGCUGCAAGUCCCUCCUCCUACCAGCAGCGCCACGGCCACCAGCGGCAGCAGCAGCAACGGCCGCCAGGCGGGGCCACAGAUCUCCGUGUACAGUGGGAUCCCUGAUCGCCAGACUGUCCAGGUGAUCCAGCAGGCCUUGCACCGGCAGCCCAACACGGCGGCGCAAUAUCUGCAGCAAAUGUACGCCGCCCAGCAGCAGCACCUAAUGCUCCAGACAGCCGCCCUCCAGCAACAGCAUCUCAGUAGCACUCAGCUCCAGAGCUUGGCUGCUGUCCAGCAGGCAAGUCUGGCCGCCAACAGGCAGAACGGUUCGUCUAGCAGCAAUGGCCCCACACAGACGCCACCUCAGCAAUCCACGAUAAACCUGGCGACGUCCCCAGCUGCCGCUCAGCUUAUCAACCGGGCCCAGAGCGUGAACUCUGCUACUGCCUCGGGCAUCGCCCAGCAAGCGGUCCUCUUGGGCAACGCCAGCAGCCCCACCCUGACCGCCAGCCAGGCCCAGAUGUACCUGCGGGCUCAGAUGGCCCAGCAGAGUAACCUUGUGCAAGUAGCUAGGAGCCUAGGCCGCCCUCUUCCUCUCUCCCCGCAGCUCAUCUUCACGCCCACGGCCACCGUUGCUGCGGUGCAGCCUGAGGGAGCUGUCACCACCACCACCACCACCACCCAGGCAUCCACCACCACAGCUCAGGUACAAAAUUCGUCUCUGCGCACCCAACAGGCGGCAGCCCAGGGGCUGACUUCCUCCCCAGGCCAACAGCUCCCUGCAUUGGCCAUGAAGCCUACCCCGACCAGCAGUAACCAUGCCUCCUCCUCGUCUCCGGCUUCUCAGGGAAAGGUUGCUGGGCAGGCUCCUGGCGCCAAGGCGGGCGUUCCUGAACACGCACCGGAGCACCUUAGAAAGGGAGAGGGGGGCGGCGGCAGUGGGGCAGCUGGCAGCUUGGAUGGGCGAGGAAGCACUGUGAACCGGACAAUGACUCCGGUCACGACUCACCCGCUCAUUGCCCCAGCCUAUUCUCAGCUCCAGACCCACCAACUUGUGCAGCCGCCACCGCCGCUGCAGCAGAAGCCAAUUCAACACCAGUUUGUGAUCCAGCAGCAGCAGCACCUCCAGCCCAGAGCUCCACAGCUGCAGGGUCUCGCCUCGCCGCCUCCGAGCUUCGGGGCGCCCCCCAGCCUGCACGCCCAAGGGCCCUUGCAGAACCAGCCCUCCCCGGCUCGCCUGCCUGCCUGCCAAGCCCCCAGCCAGCACAAGCCCUGUGCCAACCAGCCGUCGCAGCAUGCCGUGCCGCCCUCCGGGGCCCCGGCGCUGGGGCCACAGAGGCCGGACGGCAGCUCCCCCACUCCUCGGCCUGCUGGCUGCCCAAACCACACAGGCCAGCGCAAGUUCCAACAUGCCUCGGCCGUCAUCCUGCAACUGCAGCCGCCCGUUGGGACGCCACCUCUCAUCAGCCAAGAGAAUUCCAGGAAAGACCUUUUUCCUGUUGAGAAGCCCCUGGCAGAGCCUCGGGCACCUCAGUCUCUUCUCCCACCCCAGGCUGCCUCAACACCGCCGCCGCCGGCCCCUCCUGAACCGCAGGCGUCUGAGUCCACUGGGACCCCAACCCACGAGGCGGGCUGGGACAGCAUUCGCCAGCCGCUGGACGCCAGCAGCCCCGGUAUGACAUCGGGGAACGGGAGUUCUGCCUCCACCGUUGCCGGCACUGCCCCCCAGAACGGUGAGAACAAGCCACCCCAAGCCAUUGUGAAGCCGCAGAUCCUGACCCACGUCAUCGAGGGGUUUGUGAUCCAGGAAGGGGCCGAGCCGUUUCCGGUGGGGCGCUCUUCACUGCUGGUGGGGAGCCUCAAGACGAAGUAUGUUCAGGACCUCCUGGCCGAAAAACCGCAGCAACAGGACAACACCAACACCACCGACUCCGAAAUGGAGGAUCCCUAUUUGCAAGAAUCCAAAGAUGACGGGUCACCCCCAAAGUUGAAGUGUGAGCUCUGCGGUCGCCUCGACUUUGCCUACAAGUUCAAGCGGUCGAAACGGUUCUGCUCGAUGGCUUGUGCAAAGAGAUACAAUGUGGGAUGUACUAAGCGAGUGGGGCUUUUCCACCCCGACCGCAGCAAGCUUCAGAAGCCCAGCACGACUCCGCACGGCCGGCGUAGAACCUGCAAGGGUGCCCUGCCCCCUCUCAGUAAAGAAAACAAGAAACAGGUGCCGGUGUCACUGCCCCCUGGCUCGGGCCCCAUCUCCGUCACUGGCUCACUGCAGCUCGCCCACGGGCAAGAGGACUCGAGCCGGUGCUCAGACAACUCUAGCUACGAGGAGCCCCUUUCGCCCCUCUCGGCCAGUUCGUCCGCCUCCCGCCGGCGCCAGGGCGAGCGGGACAUGGAGCUGCCAGAUGUGCACAUCCAGGACCUCGUGAGCAUUGGGCACCACUUCCUGCCCAGCGAGCCCACCAAAUGGAACGUGGAAGAUGUGUAUGAGUUCAUCCGCUCCUUGCCCGGUUGCCAGGAAAUUGCUGAGGAGUUCCGUGCGCAAGAGAUCGACGGCCAGGCGCUGCUGCUGCUGAAGGAGGACCAUCUCAUGAGCGCCAUGAACAUCAAGCUGGGCCCGGCCCUCAAGAUCUACGCUCGCAUCUGCAUGCUGAAAGACUCCUAGAGGCAGGCAGGCUGCGGUGCCUCCUGGCGUGGACGCGUGUUUUGCCGGGGGGGGGGGGUUUGCGCAUGGGAGGAAUAGAAUGGACUCAGCUUUCUUGCGUCUUCUCCCCCUCUUUCACAAUGUAACUUGAGCACAAAGUCCCCUGCUUAAUAGGAGGGGUGAGGCGAGAGAGACAGACAGACAGACAGACCCUAACUUGGUGUGGUGGGCUGUCCAGCGGCCAAGGGGCUGUCCAUAGCAGGUACCAUUAGCUUCCCUUUUGGCGCCUCCCCCACAAUGGAGCCAGCAUGGUGGUGGAAGGUGAGAGGCAACAUUUUUUAGGGUGCGGGGGAGGGACCCUCUCCUCCUCCCCCUCGGAAGCCUCUUCUGACCCCUGGAGGCAACUAAAUCCCCCUUGGAUCGGACAAGCCUACUUGAAAUCUCAAAAGCCAAACAGGACUGUUGCCUUAAAUUUUUGUGUAGCUGUGCGUGUGCGUGGUUGUGCUACCGAAUAGUGCCCUCUCUGUUCCUUUCGACACCCUCACCCCUGCUCCCUUUCCUCUUCUGUGUUCUCCAUCUUCCAUGGGGCAGCAGGUGAAUUGCCCCCCCCCCUUGAAGCUUGCCAGGUUUGGGGCAAGAGCACAGAAGCUGCUGCUGUAGGCCAGGGCAUCUCUAUCUCCUCCCGUGGAUCUCUCUCUCGCCCCGCCCCCAGGCUGUUUGUUUCUCCCUUGCAAGGGGGAUGUGAGUCACCAGGCGUGAGAACAGGCUGGCUGAUGCCCUGGGCUACAGGGUCUCCCCGGGGAGGCGCCUCUUUGGACGUGGGACCAUUUCUUCACCUGCCUUAAAAAACUAAAUUAAAUGGCCCUUUUUUGACCCGUGCCGCAAACAUCAACCCCCAUUCUCCCCCUUCCCCUCCGAUCAGGGCGGAGGUAGGAGGAGCCGGCUCCCUCCCUGGAAGAUGGGGCUGGCCUCUGGUUUGUCAAGGGUGGGUGGGCUGUCCUUGGGUGAUCAGGGGUGGGGAAAGGGGGAGGAUGGGAUUGCAGCUGAGCUGCGUUUCCACCCCUCACCGGCCCUUGACGGUUUGUGUGUGAUGCCCCCCCUUUCCUCCCCACGUGCUGGCCACUCACCACAGCCUCUGGGCUGCAAGCAAAAGACUUCCUACUGUUCCCUCCUCCUUUUUAAUAAACUCCUUUUGAAAAAAACAGACGUAUUGAAAAGCCUUCCUUGGUGCAGGUUGUUCCUCAGUGAUUGGGGACAUGUCCCGAGACAUUUUGCUGCCUGAGGCGAAGGGUUCCCCUCCCACAUAGAGAAUCCAACCGGAGAGGCAGCCGCUGGCACUCCACACUCACCCCUGGGGUAGCAGGCGCUCUUG